AUGAUCACCGCUGUACACUGUUCGGCAUUGCUGUGCAUGAUGGUCGCAUGCGGUCACGUCCUGGCGUAUCCGUACAACGGUAACAACAUGCAGUGGUCGAACCCCGGGGCUGGUGCGAUGGGGUACCACCACCAGCAGCCUGGGUUUGGCGGCAAUGUGGGUCAACAACGCGGGUAUGGCGGUGGGGCAGGAUUCGGCGGCGGCAAUUUUGGGCAAGGUUCGGCGUUCGGUGGACAAUCGCGGUGGCAGUCGGCUGGUUACGGUGGACAGCAGCAGGGAGCUGAGGCCUACCAGACGAACGUUUUCAACGAACCUGACCGGUACGGAUAUGAUUACACGAUGCCUGGAGCCACUGUACACUUCUUGAUGUAUAAAAAACAAGGAAACAGAGAAUCCGGAAGUAAUCAUCAUAAUCAUGGCGUAGAUUCAAGUGGCUGGGACAAACGUUAUUAA
This is a messenger RNA of Macrosiphum euphorbiae (potato aphid), 453 nucleotides long. NCBI's taxonomy places the organism in Eukaryota, Metazoa, Arthropoda, Insecta, Hemiptera, Aphididae. The record is from the annotation of a GenBank genome assembly.